Etheostoma cragini (Arkansas darter) is the source of this 1309-nucleotide messenger RNA. RefSeq names its product tumor necrosis factor, alpha-induced protein 8-like 1 (gene tnfaip8l1). Gene Ontology annotation, cellular component: cytoplasm. NCBI's taxonomy places the organism in Eukaryota, Metazoa, Chordata, Actinopteri, Perciformes, Percidae. The record is from RefSeq and is a predicted model, not a curated record. The coding region runs from base 312 to 872 and encodes 186 amino acids. Gene Ontology annotation, biological process: regulation of apoptotic process. The transcript is spliced from 3 exons.
GAGUAGGAGGAGGACUCGGGUUACAACUAACUCCCGUAACCGAUCUCACAGCAGCCGAGCGAAGAAAACACUCUUUCAAUUAUUUACACAUCAGUGUCUGACACACGGUUACAAACGUACAGAACAAGAAGGAGCUGCGAGGGGAGGACGUGCUUCUUUAUCUCCCAAACAGCGACCAAAGCAAACAUGCUGUGAAUGGACUUUUCCCUGCGCCGCCAGGAUGAAGACUUGAGAUAUUUAGUUAAGAUUAACUUGUCAUCUCGUUGGCUGACCACUCCUGUGUCCCUCUGAGGCGAGAGAAAGACUUGGCCAUGGACUCCUUCAGCACCAAGAGCUUAGCCCUGCAGGCGCAGAAGAAGCUGAUGAGCAAGAUGGCCACCAAGAGCAUGGCCAACCUCUUCAUCGAUGACACCAGCAGCGAAGUGUUGGACGAGCUCUACCGCGUCACCAAGGAGUACAUCCGCAACCGCAAAGAGUCGCAGAAGAUCAUCAAGAACUUGAUCAAGAUGGUGGUGAAGCUGGGAGUGCUCUACAGAAACAAUCAGUUCAACAAUGAGGAGCUGAUCCUGGUGGAGAACUUCAGGAAGAAAGUCCACACUCUGGCCAUGACGGCGGUCAGUUUCCACCAGAUUGAGUUCACCUUUGACCGGCGCGUCAUGAGCUCUAUUUUGAAUGAUUGCCGUGAGCUGCUGCACCAGGCCAUCAAACGCCACCUGACAGCCAAGAGCCACUCACGAGUCAACCACGUGUUUAAUCACUUCGCCGACUGUGACUUCCUGGCGUGUCUCUACGGGCCCUCGGAGGUUUACCGUGCCCACCUGCAGAGGAUCUGUAACGGGGUCAACAAGAUGCUUGAUGAAGGGAACCUCUGACCUCCGCUGGCCUCGUCAUCAGGCGCCUUUACCUCUAGUCACCCCUCGUGUACCAUCUUGCAAUAUUUAUUUUUAAGGUGACAUGAAUGUUUAUAUUUUCAAUUUUUUGCUUUGUGUUUGUGUGCCUUUUCAGCCAUUACUGUAACACGAAAAGAAUCAUGGCUAGUUAGUCCAAAGUCUGUUUCUUCUCCAGUCUGACUUUUUGUUAUUUCACAGUAAACUAAUUUUUGUAUUGAAUUUAAAAAUUCAUGCUCUUAUCGGUAUAUAUUUAUGGAUAGGGGCUUUGACAACUGUGCCUUACAAAAAGAUUGUUGUCUUCAUUCCAAGGGCCUUAUGCUCUCUCUUUCAAAAAGACAUGAAUCGGGCACAUGCCUUCAGUCAUAUCUCUGUGAGGAGCUUUUAAGGGACCAAAAUGGUUUUUGGGGCACCAGGAGUGG